Messenger RNA from Paramecium tetraurelia, 470 nucleotides. RefSeq lists its product as uncharacterized. The transcript has a single exon. The record is from RefSeq and is a predicted model, not a curated record. NCBI's taxonomy places the organism in Eukaryota, Ciliophora, Oligohymenophorea, Peniculida, Parameciidae.
AUGGACCUUUUUGAUUAGUUUUAGAAAUUCAAGACCAAUUUAAAGACUUAAAUUGAACAUCGUCCUCAUUCUCAAUAAAGGAACACUGUGCUGAAAUCCAAUUUUAUUUAAUAAACACUUUAGACAUAAUAAUAAUAAAUAUCAGAUGUAUAAAGGAAAAAAACAUUGUAACAUCAUAGAAGUUCUACUCUAUUUAGUGCUGCAAAAGAGAAUUAAGAUAAAUUGCAAAAACAAAAUUAGCAAUAAUAAAGGUUUACUAUGGUGCAUAAAUAAUUGCCAGAAGUAUUAUCGAUGUAGUAAAUUUAACAGAUUUCUGAUGUUUUAAUUGAUUGCAGUGAAGGUUAAAUAAACUCCUUAUCAACCUAAUAUGUAGAAGAGUUAGUUAAAUUAUCAAGCAUCAUAAUGUAUAAAGUGAAGAAUUCAAAAUUCUACUCAUGAUAAAUACACUCUCCUUUAUUAUUAUAUUAAAA